Dendronephthya gigantea is the source of this 3086-nucleotide messenger RNA. Its product is annotated as transient receptor potential cation channel subfamily A member 1-like. Lineage: Eukaryota; Metazoa; Cnidaria; Anthozoa; Malacalcyonacea; Nephtheidae. Gene Ontology annotation, cellular component: membrane. Bases 414 to 2825 code for a protein of 803 amino acids. Gene Ontology annotation, molecular function: monoatomic ion channel activity; protein binding. Gene Ontology annotation, biological process: transmembrane transport; monoatomic ion transport. The record is from RefSeq and is a predicted model, not a curated record. The transcript is spliced from 12 exons.
CGAACUAUGCAGAUAAACGUCUUGACUGAUGAUCUUGACCAAGUUCGUCUUGACGGAUGGUCCGUCUCUACUGAAAUCGGGCCAUAAACGUCAAAGGAGUAAUCUGACUCUUAUCUCUUGAGGUCAUGCAUGUAUCAAAUUUAAAAUUCAAAUUUGCUCAAAGAUUAGUGAUGUUUACCUAACUAACCUAAGCCCUAAGGCUAAGAGUUUGUCAGUACAUGUCACUACAACUGUUUGAAGGCAGUUGGUGUGUAAAUCCCGCUGUUUAAGAGCGGCAUAUCGGUCACAGACCCAGCGAUACAAGAUACAAAGUCAAAGGUAGACAGACGUCAGGGAAACAGAGGAAGUUCAACGAGUAAAAACGUUAUCAAGUGACAGUUGACUAUACCGGAGAAAUAAUCCUUUCUGAUAAGAUGUCUGAACAAGAACAGAAACCAUUGUACGAAAUAGCGGAAGAGGAAGAGAUAGACAUGACAGAGAAAGAUGAGGCAUUUGAAAAAGGACCUGGAAAAAAAGAGAGAAGCAUUUCUGAGUCUGGAAAAAAAGAGAGAAGCAGUUCUGUGGGAUCAAAACAGCCCAUAAGCCCACUUAUAAGAGCUGUUCGCGGCGGGUCGUCUUCAACGUCAUUGUUUUUCCAGGAACGGGCUAAUUUGAAUGAAUUAGUUGCCACGGAGGUCGACAAUUUCAAAAAAAAUAUCUUCCAUUAUGCAGUCUCAAAACCAGAUACUUUACGAGAAAUAUUGAAAGAAUUUAAAGAGAAUACCUCGGUGGCAGAGGCUCUCCGCCAAGCAGACAAAAACGGGGAUACUCCAAUUCAUCGCGCAGCUGUAAUUGCAAAUACUGAAUCAUUACAAAUCCUCCAUGGUUAUGAUGACUCGUUAAUACAGCUGAAAACCGCAGUUAAAAAGAGAUCAGUUCUGCAUUCAGCUGUCAGGAGUAGAUCAGUUGCCGCUGUGAAGUUUGUUGAAUGUAAAGCUCCUGGUUUGAUGAACAGUGUGGACAGUGCGUUACAAACGCCUGUACAUUAUGCUGCUGGUCUGAAUCAAUCGAGAAUUUUGGAAUUUUUUAUUUACAAAGGAGCCAAUACCACGUCAAGGGAUGCCAAUGGUCAGCUUCCAAUCCAUAUCGCUGCUAGUAAAGGUCUUCGAGAUAAUAUCGAACAUUUGUUACAAGAGGACCCAGCUUUGGUUGAUGCAACUAAUAAAAUGGCCGAAACACCAUUAAUGUUGGCAGUUAAGAAUGAUUUUCCUAUUAUCGUGUCAUAUUUAUUAAUAAAAGAAGCAGAUUAUAAAAAGAAAGAUAAAAACGGUUUGACAGCAUUUGACAUUGCUGUCCGGCGCACAUUACCAGAUGUCGUUGGCUCAUUUCUUGACUGGAAUGGCUGGAAAGAGGUGGUGAGUGAGUCAAACUAUGGCCCAGAGGAAUGUUUGACCGUGUUGGUUGCAAAAAUGCCUGAAAUUGCAGCGAAGUUAUUAGAUAAUUGUGUAACUGCUACAGGAUCAAAAGGACAUCCUGACAAUUAUCAAGUCAUGUAUGACUUCUUUUGCCUUGAAACAAGAGUUGAGGAUGGAAAGUGUCCUCGGUUUUCAGCUUUGGAGAUGAUGGUAUAUAAUGAAGUAGAGGGCUGUGUAUGUCAUCCAGUAGCUACAAAGUACGUGAACAUAAAAUGGAGGAGACGUGGUUUCCAUUGGACUCUUGCUAUAAUAUUGUUGGCUUUGGUGCUUCAUAUAUGUCUUAUGUUGUAUACAACAAGAGUUAUUGGUGUGGUAACACGUCGCAUUGAGAGAAGGCAUUUGGGAGUUAACGGUACAAACAGAACGAUGAAUAUUCACGAGCGUGAGGGUAGAAGACCAGAUGCUAGUGAAAUGAUGGCGCUGAGAGUAAUAAUUCUGACUGUUGCACAUUUGGAAAUGUUAAAAGAUAUUUUGGAAAUAAUUGUCGAACGUUUCUACUUUUUUACCUCCAUACGUCAUUACUACAGAAUUGCAUUGUACAUCAGCAUUAUGCUCUAUUUACUACCUGUUAACCAAGCAAUAACGGUAAACCAAAUCCAAUAUGGUGCAAUCACUGUUAUGUUGUCAUGGCUAAAUUUAUUACAGUUUCUGAAACUUGUUCCCUUCCUUGGUAUAUAUAUCAUAGUCGUUGAAAAUGUUUUCUGGACGCUGUUAAAGAUAUUUAUUGUCGUCGUUAUAUACUUGUUGAGCUUUGCCAGCACGUUUUAUGUGCUCCUCGCAGAACACGACAGCUUCAGAAAUAUUUACAUCUCCUUUGUUUCAACAUUUGUUGCCAUGUUAGACGGCAUUGAUUAUGAGAAUCUAUUUGUCGCGAAUGGGUGGUAUCCACAAACAUACGAGUUAAAAAUGGUAUUCCUUGUUUUGUUCAUGUUGACAAUGUCCAUUGUAGUAAACAACGCUUUGGUUGGUUUAGCCGUUGGUGACACGAACGAAGUCAUGAAAUCUGCAAAUUUCGACAGGUUUUUGCGAAGGGCUAGAUUUGUGAUCGAUCUCGAAAGAAAUCUCAACGCUGUUCCUUACUUGAAAACUAUAGAAGACGAAGGCCUGAUCGAUUUUCCGAAGCAGAAAAAGAGUGUAUUUCAAAAAAUUUCCGAUAAAGUGUUCUUUGGUGACGAUAUUGAUGGCGUGGAUUGUGAAAGAGCAGAAAAUGAACUCCAGGAGGAUGAUUUGGAGAGGGAUUUGGAAGAUAAAUUGGAAAGCAAAUUGGAAAGCUUUCGUUCAAGUUUGCGACAUGAACUAAGAGAAAUUCAAGAUCAUCUUGAAGAAGACCUGGAAGAGAAAGUAGGCAGGAUAUUAAAUAAACUAAAGUAAAUGAAAAACAUAUCGUAAAUUUUGAUACAAAGAACUUUUGAAACUUUCUUGUAAUCAUUUGAAGUACAUGCAUUCAUAAAUUAAAGUAUCUUUACUGGGUUUAUACAUGCACGCAUACACCGAUAAAUCAUCAGUGCAUGUGCACUUGACUCUUGCCAUUAUUAAAAAUCGGCUAUAUAUAUUUAUAUAUCGUAACCUACAUGCGAUAAUUUGUAUCAACAUAGCUUGUGACGAGUUCCAUACGACAUAAAUCCUAAGGAA